GGGGAGGGGGGCGUCCCCUAGUUUGACGGUCGCCAUGUGGAUGUCCGCGUGGCGCGCUUCGGCGGUGUUUGCGCCGCAGCCGCCCUGCCUUCCGACGCGAAGCCCGGCGCUUCGCGGCACGGCGCCGGAGCCGGAGCCGCGGAGGCUGAGGCAACGCCGUGCCCGAACUUCCCUGCGCGCCGCGCGUGCCUCGCGCGGGGACUACGACGCAGUCGUGGUGGGCAGCGGGAUCGGCGGCCUGUGCGCUGCGGCGACCCUGGCCAGGUACGGCAAGAAGGUGCUUUGUGUCGAGGCUCACGACACCGCCGGCGGCGCCGCGCACGGCUUCAAGCGCCGGGUGCCCAAGCUGGGAACCUUCCGCUUCGACACGGGGCCCUCCUUCUUCAGCGGGCUCUCGGCGCCCGAGACCGCCCGCAUCAACCCCCUGAAGGCGGUUUUGGACCUCCUGGAGACUGAGGUGCUGUGCCACCGCUAUGAGUCCUUCGGCCUGUGCUUGCCCGAGGGGCACUUCACCCACACGCGUGGCUUUGGCAAAGAGGUGCUGGCGGAGGUGUCCGGCGAAGCUGCGGUGAAGGAGUGGGAAGCGCUGCUGCAGGCAAUGAAGCCCUUGGCCGCACUGGUGGAGGCGCUGCCGGUACCUGCGCUUCGCUUGGACCCCUCUGUGCUGCUCACGGCGGGGCCCUUUCUGCCCAAGUUCCUGGCGGCCGCCAACCCGCUGGACCGAUCCACGGAGGCGCUUCAGCUCAAGGACCCCUUCGCCAAGACGCUCUCAAGGGCCGGGCUGAAGGAUCCCUUCGCCCGACGCUGGCUGGAUUUGCUGUGCUUCUGCCUCUCCGGACUGCCGGCGGAUGGCACCGUCACCGCGGAGAUGGCCAUGAUGUUCGGGGAAUUCUACAAGCCCGGCGCCACCAUGGACUACCCCGUCGGCGGCGUGCAGAGUUUGGUGCGCGUGCUCACGGAAGCCUUGGCCAAGUACCAGGGCGAGCUCAGACUGAGGGCAGAGGUGGAGGAGAUCCUGGUGGAGCGGAACAAGGCCUGCGGCAUUCGCCUGAAGAGCGGCGAGGAGCUGAGGUGCUCCACGGUGAUUUGCAACACCAGCUGCUGGGACCUCAUGAAGCUCUUGCCGCCCGACUCGCUGCCGGAUGCUUGGCGCCGGGAGCGUGAGAGCACUCCGGCCUGCCGGUCCUUUAUGCACCUGCACCUGGGCUUCGAUAUGAAAGGCUUGGAUGCUUUGCAGGAGCACUACAUCUGCCUGGAGGACUGGGGCCGUGGGGUCGAUGCGGAGGAGAACGCCCUGCUGAUCUCCAUCCCUUCCGUGGAGGACAAGACCCUGGCGCCGGAAGGCUUCGGGGUGCUGCACGCCUACACCCCUGCCACGGAGAGUUGGGAGCGGUGGAAGGACUUGGACCGGAAGAGUCAGGAGUACCAGGACCUCAAGGAAGCGCGCGUGCAGUUCCUCUGGCGCCAGUUGGAGCGAGUCAUCCCCGACCUCCGGCAACGCGCCAAGGUGCAGCUGGUGGGCACGCCGCUCACGCACCGCCGCUUCCUGCGGCGUUUCCAGGGCUCCUACGGCCCAGCGAUCUCCGCGAAGGAGGGCCAGGAGUUCCCCGGGCCUCUGACGCCGCUGCCAGGUUUGCUGCUCUGCGGCGACAGCUGCUUCCCGGGCAUCGGCGUCCCCGCGGUGGCCGCCAGCGGCCUGCUGGCGGCCCAUGCCUCCGGCCUCGACACCCUGCGGCCGCAGGCCGACGCGCUGCGGCGGCUGUUCGGCUGAGCGGGAG
Effrenium voratum is the source of this 1778-nucleotide messenger RNA. NCBI's taxonomy places the organism in Eukaryota, Dinophyceae, Suessiales, Symbiodiniaceae. The record is from the annotation of a GenBank genome assembly.